AUGGGUGGUUCUUCUAGUCAACAGGCGGAACCUGAACAAGAAAUUGCAGAAGAAGCAGAAUUAUCUAAUGGAAACGAAUCUACAAUCAAAACUGUGAUAGCUCCACCUACCUUUGCUACAAAAGAUGAGUUUGUUAGAAUCUGGUUUUCAUGGAAAAAUGAUUUCUUUGUUUAUUUAAAGAAUAUUGACAAAGCUAAAGACAAAAAACAAAUGUGGGGUUUCAUGCUUUUAAAUCGUAUGGGUCCUGUUGGUCAAGAAAUUCAUAGAACAUUUCAUUUCUACGGAGAAGACAAAAAUACAUUGGAUAUAGACAUAUUAAUAAAGAAAUUUGAUCUUUAUUGUCUAUAUGGAGAUAAAAAAAGAGGCAAUGAAGACAUCGACAAAUACAUACAUGAAUUGAAGUCCUUAGCACAGAAUUAUAUUGAUCCAGUAGGGAUUAUGAAAGAGAAAAUUAUACAAGAUAUGAGUACCCAGCAGUUCACAGGAAAAGCUGCGCUUCUCAUAGAAAGUAAAGGAGAAAAAUUGAUACCAUAUCUACAAUCACUAAAUUUUUACUACAUCGCUAUGUUUUGGAAACAAUGUGAAGAUUUAAUGAUAAAUGAAGAAAAAAUCGACAAAAUCCCAAAGAAUUCUGUCUAUGCUAAAUCUGCUACAACAGAAUUUAUACCAAUAGAACAGAAUCAAAAUCAAUGUACAACUAUUUGGGGACAUCGAUGUCAAUUAUGUUUUCCUAAAUUAUGUUGUGUCCAUUGCAGUAAACAUUAUAAACAGUUUAAUUAUUACACAGAUAAUUAUAAAGAUAAGUACAUAUAUGACUGUACUAAAUGCGGAAUGAGUCAUAUUCGAUCACGUUGUCCAGCAUACGGCGAACUGUGUAUAAAAUGCAACAAGAAGAAUCAUUUCUCGAAGAUGUGUCGGGCUCCUGUUAUAAUAAAUUGCUCUAAAUGUGGUAUGAACCAUGUAAUAUCGAAAUGUCCAGCAUAUGGUCAAAUAUGUCGUCAUUGUAAUAAACUGAAUCAUUUGGAAGAAAAAUGCCGAUCAGCUAAGUUUAAACAGAUACAAAGCGUCUAUUGACAAAUUUUGUCAACAAGAAAGUAUAUUAUACCAUAUGUAUAAUAUAUAUGUAUAUUGGGGACAAACAUCACAAAAAAUAUAACAGGUUUGUUUAUAUGGUUUGACAGCAGAUUAACGGCAGAAAUGGGAAUGUAUGGUUUUCAAAAUUGUGCAUCACGGUUUUAUAUCUACAUAUUUUCAAGUAUUUGUUAAGAUUCCAGUAGUAACUGCAGCGACCAUAUUGAAUUGUGACAUCAUAAGUGAGAAAUGACAUGUUAAUAUUUGUUAUAUGUUAUUUCUAAAUAAAAACAAUUGGAUAAACCGAAAUGAUGAGAUCGCUUUAAAACGCCUAUAAAAAUGGGUCAAAGCAUUGACGAGAUAUUAUUAAAG
Molecule: messenger RNA, 1443 nt
Organism: Trachymyrmex septentrionalis
Lineage: Eukaryota; Metazoa; Arthropoda; Insecta; Hymenoptera; Formicidae
Exons: 3
Coding region: 1-1074 (357 amino acids)
Molecular function (GO): zinc ion binding; nucleic acid binding
Source: RefSeq, a predicted model, not a curated record